AGGCAGCAUGGAGCCAGACUUGUUAAAACGAAACUGAACUUUCCAACUGUCUUUUCCGGCGAGGCUGCUCCGAUAUCACCCGAGACACAGAAUACACCGGCUUUAGAAGUCAACUUUACAACGAGUCAUGGCGCAUUAUAGGGCUCCAGACUCCAAGAGAGAGCAGUUUCGCAGAUAUCUAGAAAAAGCAGGUGUUGUGGACAGCCUCACCAGCGUUUUAGUAUCUCUGUACGAAAAGCCAGAGAGGCCCCCCAAUGCUCUAGAAUUUGUCAAGCAGAACCUUGGUGCUGUUGGGGAGAUUUCAGACGACACUGAUGCUCUGCAGCAGGAAGUGGCCGACCUGAGGCAGAGGUGUGCUCGUCUGGCAGAGGAAAACACAGAUCUCAAAGCUAGGCUGCAACUUUAUGAACCCGCAUCAGAAGAGUGAGGCACAUCUAUCUAAAGAGCACUUUAGCUUGAUAAAUGUACUUUUUGUUCAUACUACUGUCACUUUAAAUCAAAAAUAGGACAACACUGUAGAGUGAAAGCCUAAGUCUUUAUGUUGCCUUUUCUUUUUCUCACUUUCUUCUGUUUUUGACUAUCUAAAUUAUUUUGUGUAUGUUUGUGUACACUUGUUCAAUCUUUAGUAAAGUAAGUUCUCAAAAUAUC
This is a messenger RNA of Cololabis saira (Pacific saury), 648 nucleotides long. RefSeq names its product c-Myc-binding protein-like. The transcript is spliced from 5 exons. NCBI's taxonomy places the organism in Eukaryota, Metazoa, Chordata, Actinopteri, Beloniformes, Belonidae. Gene Ontology annotation, cellular component: nucleus. Gene Ontology annotation, biological process: regulation of DNA-templated transcription. Gene Ontology annotation, molecular function: transcription coactivator activity. The coding region runs from base 128 to 427 and encodes 99 amino acids. The record is from RefSeq and is a predicted model, not a curated record.